This is a messenger RNA of Syngnathus typhle (broad-nosed pipefish), 1844 nucleotides long. RefSeq names its product abhydrolase domain containing 4, N-acyl phospholipase B (gene abhd4). The transcript is spliced from 8 exons. The record is from RefSeq and is a predicted model, not a curated record. Gene Ontology annotation, molecular function: phosphatidylcholine lysophospholipase A1 activity. The coding region runs from base 141 to 1391 and encodes 416 amino acids. Gene Ontology annotation, cellular component: lipid droplet. NCBI's taxonomy places the organism in Eukaryota, Metazoa, Chordata, Actinopteri, Syngnathiformes, Syngnathidae.
GUCAGCUGACCCAGGAAUGCACAAGUUACCAAACAUUGUAAUAGGUGGCUCAUGGCGAGACAUUGACAGAAAGACGCAUCCACAAAUAACUACAAUAGCUUUACUUAAUUUUGUAUGCAGUCACCAGGAUACAUCUAUGAAUGGAUCCUACUCCUACGGCACCGGUAGCAUUGCAAAACGAUUGCGAGACAGAGUCAAGUUCUAUUUGGAGCUGGUGGCCUUCGUGGCGUCCAACAUCCAUGUCUCUAUUGAAGGCUACAGAGAGCAAGAUUCUUAGUUGUAUGGUCACACACCUCCUGACACAUCAUAUCAAUAUUUUGUUUCUUCUCGUACAGUAUGAAAGUUUGAGCAUCGCAUUAAACCUGCAGAGAGACGGAGAGAGAGAGAGAGAUGGAAAAUGUGUGGUUGCUGGAGGAAAACUAGUCUGUAUUCAAAAUAAUCUAUGGGCCAGGUUUGUGACCCUUCCAACUCAAGAUCGAAUAUGGACUCUGACCCUUACCAACAAAGUGGUUCCAAAGCCUGUAGAGCAAGAUUCCAAAAUGCCGCUGGUGAUGGUCCAUGGCUUUGGAGGAGGGGUCGGCCUAUGGAUUCGGAAUCUGGACGCACUGUGCCGGUCACGGCCUGUUUAUGCCUUCGACCUCCUUGGCUUUGGCAGGAGCUCCAGGCCAUCAUUCACUUCCGAUGCUUCCAAAGCAGAGGAGCAAUUUGUCAACUCCAUAGAGCAGUGGAGAGAAUCUGUUGGUGUGGAGAAGAUGAUUCUGUUGGGCCACAGCCUGGGCGGGUACCUGGCUACAUCCUAUGCCAUCCAAUACCCUUCAAGAGUGUCUCAUCUUAUCCUGGUUGAUCCAUGGGGUUUCCCUGAGAGACCGCAGAUCCAGGAGAACCAAAGUCAGGCCACAGAAUUGGUCAAAAGGCCAUCCCCACCUAACUGGGUGAAAGCUAUUCUUUCCGUAGUUUCCCUCUUCAAUCCUCUGGCUGUCAUCAGAGCAGCAGGUCCAUGGGGUCCAGGAUUGGUGAACCGAUUUCGUCCUGAUUUCAGAAGAAAAUUUGAAGAUCUGUUUGAUGAUGACACCAUGACACAGUAUAUCUACCACUGUAAUGCACAACCGCCGAGUGGCGAGGUGGGUUUCCGGGCCAUGGCUGAGUCUUUGGGUUGGGCAAAGAGACCCAUGCUGCAGCGAGUCCAUCUGUUACCCAGCUCCAUGCCGCUUACCAUGCUUUAUGGCGCCCAAUCGUGGGUUGAUAGUUCCUCUGGGGACAAAGUGGUCCAGGUUAGGGGACCUGCUCACACUAAAGUGCUGAUGAUAAAUGAUGCCUCUCACCACGUUUAUGCCGACCAACCGGAGAAGUUCAACAAAGUGGUGGAAAAUAUAUGCAACUCUGUUAACUGAAUAGAGCUUGUGUGUAGUACUAAUAUUGUCUGUGUACUGUAUGCUGUGUAUAUAUAUAAAGCCAAGUUCAGAGGGUUUCUGUAUCUUAUAUACGUAAGUAGGAAUGUUGUUUCGUCCUGUCCUUGUGUCAUUGAUUUCAUCAUAAUAUAAAAAGUCUGUUUCUAUACUAAUGUCUUUUUAUCUAUUACCAUCUUCUCUAUUAAAAUCUAAACAUAUUUUGGUUCUCAGUGUGAAUGAAUAAGCAACCAAUUAUUUGUUUUUCAUUCGCUAGAUUUAAGCAGCAUUUGACUUGGGUGGUUUAUUACAGCUAUGUUUUGCAUUUUGACCAUGUAAAAAGCAUAUACUUAUUUUUCUUUUCUUUUUUUUCCCAUUUGAUCUCUUGUUUGAUUUCACUCAUAACUGAAUUUUCUACUUUGAAAACAAUAAAUGGUUUUACUCCUUUGAGGUACUGUA